AUGUGGUCACCUGCGCUGGACGAGGGUGGUGAUGAUGGUGGUGGUGGUGGUCGUGGUGGGCGCAGGGAGGACAACGCGAUUGUGAUUGACAUGGUGCCGGUGAGCAGUGAUGAGGAGGAUGAGGGACCUGAAGGCGUGGAUGGGCAGGUACGCGCGGAGGCACAGCGGCAUGAUGAACAGGGACGCACAACCACGUCGUGGCACCGCGCAGACAACGCAGCAGUGGUCGACAUGAGCACAGGCAGCAGCGACAACGACGAAUACGAUGAAGCAGGGGACAAACGGGAGGAGGGUAAGGACAAGGCCCAUGAUGGCGAUGCUACCGACACGGCCGUGCAACAAAGAGGUGAUGCACAUGACGUUGACGCCGAGCAAGGGGCAGAAGAGGAAGGGCACGGGGAAGGGCAAGCAGAGGACGAGCUGGCAACCAGCCCGCUGCAGCUGGACAUGGUGUCGGUAAGCAGCGAUGACGACGAGGAGCACGAUGGCGAUGCCUCCAUUCACAUGAUUGGCCGGAUGGCACCAACGAGUGAAGCGGCCGUGCUUCUCGAGGUGUGA
Molecule: messenger RNA, 558 nt
Organism: Salpingoeca rosetta
Lineage: Eukaryota; Choanoflagellata; Craspedida; Salpingoecidae
Exons: 2
Coding region: 1-558 (185 amino acids)
Source: RefSeq, a predicted model, not a curated record